ACAAGAGUUAUCUCCCACAACGUUUCCCACUUAUUUUAUUGUUUCGCUGCUGUGUUUUGAAGUUCGUAAUUUAAAAGGUUAGUUUGGUUUUAAAAUAAGUUGUUUUAUUUCAAUGGCAUUCAUUAAACUUUUAAGCAUCUCUAAACAUUAUCUACCUAUGGGUCAUAGCCUGACGGGAACUGUAAGAGUGAUAAUUAAAUUAAAAAUAACUGCUAGAAACAAAGUAUGCACACAUUUUAUUUUCAGAAAUCAAGAGAAAAAGUAAAAAUCGCUUCCGGAAAUGAGGACGUUGACACUGGUCGCCAUUUUGAUGGCACAAUUCACAGGAAGUUGCUCUGUGACGUCACGCAUUAUCCCACCAACCAGAAUAGAGGGAGAUGAGGCAGCGGUUAUAUUUAUACCAGGGGCGAAUAUCAAAGGGGAGGCUUACUUAGAUACAGGUAAUUAAGGGGUGGGUGGGGGUGGUGGUGUGUUGUGAAUAUCAAGGGGGAGGCUUACUUAGAUACAGGUAAUUAAGGGGUGGGUGGGGGUGAGGGUGUGUUGUGAAUAUCAAUUUAACAUUGAUAACAAAAAAAAAAAAAAAAAACCAUUUCUAAUAACCCUAGUUAAUUGUUCUUUUUGUGGACUGUGUAAUAAAACUAAUCCACUUUGCAGCUGUCGCCAUACAGAAGGCCAGCCAGCUUCGCCUAUGGGUGGCCCUAACCGGGAAUUACUCACUGAAUACGCCCAAUCCUAUAGAGCUGCCCACUGCUGUUGUGGACGCCAUAUCAGCUUUACAGAAGGCUGGUAUGAAGGGAGGCAACUACACUGGUAUAGCGCACAGUCUUGGGGGUGAGUCACUGGAAAAUACAAUUCUGACAAUAAGCAGUACCGGAAACUGUAGGGUGGUGGGGGUGGGACAUUCAAUAAUAUGCCAAACCGUGGCCCACCCGCCCAAAAAUAUAAAAAAAGUAAUUAAAUGAUUAAAUGUACGUGUGGGUCUUUUCAGAGAAAAAAAAAGUUGGCCGGGGUUGGGUUGGGGGGUGGGGAUGGUUCUUGUGCCAUCGGUAAAGUUUGUGGUGUAGUCCAAAAGCAUCAGUCUUAGAAUUGGUCACUCACUGCCUGUUCUUAGUAAAACGGUAUCCCAUUAAUGGGGGUCCAACGAACGAUACGUGGGCCACCACUAUGCCUGAAGUUUGCACAUACACGUGGGCCACCACUAUGCCUGAAGUCUGCACAUACACGUGGGCCACCACCAUGCCUGAAGUCUGCACAUACACGUGGGCCACCACUAUGCCUGAAGUCUGCACAUACACGUGGGCCACCACUAUGCCUGAAGUCUGCACAUACACGUGGGCCACCACUAUGCCUGAAGUCUGCACAUACAUCAUACAAUCGUAUACAGGAACAAUCCAAUUUACCAGCCAACAAAUCCUACUCCAGCCCAAAAGUUUAUCUUAGUGGGAACACUGCCGUGGGAUAAGCGUCUCCGUGGCAGAAAGAAGAAUUUAAACAGAUCAGCGUAUCAUCAAACGCCCCCUUUUUCAGGCGUGUUCCUGGCGCCCUCGGCCGCCACGUUACAGUUAAAGGCGGUCAUCCUCCUCGGCUCUUACUUGUCCAGGAGUAAAGCUCUGAGUGCCUACCCCUUACCGCUCCUGACACUGUCCGGUGAGCUAGAUGGUCAAGCUCGGAUCUCAAGGAUCGCUCUGGAAUAUGAGUAAGUCUUUGUAUGCAACUGCUAAGGAUAUGAGUCAGUCUUGGUAUGCAACUGAUGAGCAUAUGUGUAAAUCUUGGUAUGCAACUGAUGACAAUGUGUGUAAGUCUUGGUAGGCAACUGAUGACAAUAUGUGUAAGUCUUGGUAAACAGCUGCUAACAAUAUGUGUACGUCUUGGUAUGCAGCUGAUGAGAAAAGGGCAGUCACGGUAUUCAUACAAAGCUGGUACCCGGAGUCAGAAGAUAUUAGGACGAUAACUAUAUUUGUACAGAGGUGGUCCCUGAAGAAAUUAGGGCAAUAACUAUAUUUGUACAGAGGUGGUCCCUGAAGAUAUUAGGGCAAUAACUAUAUUUGUACAGAGGUGGUCCCUGAAGAAAUUAGGACAAUAACUAUAUUUGUACAGAGGUGGUCCCUGAAGAAAUUAGGGCAAUAACUAUAUUUGUACAGAGGUGGUCCCUGAAGAAAUUAAAGCAAUAACUAUAUUUGUACAGAGGUGGUCCCUGAAGAUAUUAGGGCAAUAACUAUAUUUGUACAGAGGUGGUCCCUGAAGAAAUUAGGGCAAUAACUAUAUUUGUACAGAGGUGGUCCCUGAAGAAAUUAGGGCAAUAACUAUAUUUGUACAGAGGUGGUCCCUGAAGAAAUUAGGGCAAUAACUAUAUUUGUACAGAGGUGGUCCCUGAAGAUAUUAGGGCAAUAACUAUAUUUGUACAGAGGUGGGCCCUGAAGAAAUUAGGGCAAUAACUAUAUUUGUACAGAGGUGGUCCCUGAAAAAAUUAGGGCAAUAACUAUAUUUGUACAGAGGUGGUCCCUGAAGAUAUUAGGGCAAUAACUAUAUUUGUACAGAGGUGGUCCCUGAAGAUAUUGGGGCAAUAACUAUAUUUGUACAGAGGUGGUCCCUGAAGAAAUUAGGACAAUAACUAUAUUUGUACAGAGGUGGUCCCUGAAGAUAUUAGGGCAAUAACUAUAUUUGUACAGAGGUGGUCCCUGAAGAUAUUAGGGCAAUAACUAUAUUUGUACAGAGGUGGUCCCUGAAGAAAUUAGGACAAUAACUAUAUUUAUACAGGGGUGGGCCCUCAAAAAUGUAGUGAACAUAGACUAAAUGUUAGCAAAUAUUGUGGACGUUAGGUGAACAAGAAAGGUUAGGGUAAAAAUGUACGAAUUAUAUAAAUAUUGUAAAUAAUGAUUAUGUUAUGUGAUAUUUUUAUGAAUCUCUACAUCGAUUAAAUUGUUCAUGAACUUUAUACAGACUACGGCUUUCAAUUUAUUGUUUUUUUUUUUAAAUGAAUUUAUUGGACAUACAAACUUAGAUAUUAUUUUUUUUAAACACGUUGAAUUGUGACAAAUUGUCUCUCUAGACAGCUUCAAAACGAGGUCAAAAGGUCACCGGAAGCCGUGUAUCGAAUCCCCGUCAUCAAUAUACCAGGAGUGAGUCAUGCGCAGUUCGCGUCCGGUCCCAUGCCACCAGCUGUGACCAAGUACGACUUGAAACCGGAGGUGUCCGAGGACGUGGCGCAUGCGUUGAUAGGGGCACACGUGAGCAACUUCCUGACCGUGACCUUCAACAGCCCCACAGCAGCAGCUGUCCGUGACGCCAAGGCGGCGCUCGACAAAAGCUUCACCGAUUCGGGCACAAGGUUUCAGGUAAGGAGUUAACCCAUGAUCUACUUAAUCAGGGGCGGAGACCUACUUAAUCAGGGGCGGAGACCUACUUAAUCAGGGGCGGAGACCUAAUUAAUCAGGGGCAGAGACAUACUUAUUCAGGGGCGGAGUAAGGAAGUUGUGGUCCUUCGAGAUGACCAAACUCAGGGGCAUUAAGCCAGCUAGGGGUGGACACGUCCAUAAAUAACGGUGGUUUAUAACGGCUUGUCAGAGCACGUCUUGUCUCCCUUGGCCUGGACACAUGAACCUCUUGGCCUGGACACAUGAACCACUUGGCAUGGACACACGGACCACUUGGCCUGGACACACGGACGACUUUGCCUGGACACAUGGACUACUUGGCCUGGACACACGAACCACUUGGUCUGGACACAUGAAACACUUGGCCUGGACGCAUGACCCACUUGGCCUGGACACACGAGCCAUUUAAUAUUCCGAAAAUAACAUACUUUGAAGCAAGCGGUACCCUUGACCAUGUGGAUCAACGAACAAUUGCAAUUAUUUGUCACACUAAUUAUCCCGUUAUGUUAUUAUCGUUAUGCAAGGAUAAAUUAAGAGAACACGCCGGAGUUUAUUUCUCACUGUGAUUUAAAAAAAAAAAGAAAGAGGCCCAGUAAAGACAACUGCUAUAUAUCAUAACACAUCGGUCCUAUACAUAUUCAGCUACGCAUAUUAGCCAUCUGACAAUUGUACCUUAUUUAUUACAAACAUAAUUCCCAGCCACUACUCAACAUAAAAGGACUGGACUCGGACGGCCAGUCGUCCCCCUGGGCUGUUUCAUCGCAGGAGUUCAUUGCUGGGGAUUUGGUGGAGAGAACCAAGGUAAGGGACGUAAUUCUGAAUUUUAGUUUUUCGAUGUAGUCAGGAGCAGUAGCAGUUCUUAUGUAUGAUUAGAAGAGCAGCCUAGAGUAAUUUUUGAAUAUUUUUUAAAAUUAAUUAAAACCCUAUGUAUGUGAAUAUUAGUUUUUUUUUCAAAAGGUCAGAGAAUAUCUCACAUGAAUUAUGAAUGUAUUGUAUGCUCAUACAUUCAUCACAGACAGAAAACAAAAUUGAUUCAGAAGCGGUGUUCCUAUCCUCCAAACCAUCCCUGGUGAGAUCUGGGAAUGACGUCACAAUCAAGACAACGACAUUCCUGAAGUACGAGACAAACACUCUAGACAUCUCCACCAUACCGGAGAGUCCCAAGGAGGUAGACAUCAAAUUCAAAUCUUACGAGGCCAUCCAGGAGGCCCUGGGGCUGGGCCCUCAGAAGGCACUGAAGCUCGGACCCAAGGAGGCCCUGAAGCGUGGCCCCCAUGAAUCUGUCGGACACAACGCGACGUCUUGUAGAUUGCUGAACGAGGUCAGAAAAACAUAGACGUUAAUUUUGUUCAGUUGAAUGUUGAAUUAAGACGUUGAUACUAACAGGCUAAUGGGUAAAGUCAAAAACAUUGGCUAAGUUUCAACAUAGUUACUGAGUAAGUCAGCCUAUAAUGACUAAAUAUUAGGGGAGACUUUGCCACUGACUAAAUAGGAUUAGUUUUGUUUACUGACUAAAUAGGUGAGAUAAUUUUACUGACUAAACAGGUUUAGAUUAGAAAAUUUACUGACUAAAUAGGUGAUAUUGUUUACUGACUAAAUAGGUGAGAUUGUUAACUGACAAAAUAGGUAAGGUUGUUAACUGACUAAAUAGGUGAGAUUGUUAACUGAAUAAAUAAGUGAGAUUGUUAACUGACUAAAUAGGUGAUAUUUUUAACUGACUAAAUAGGUGAGAUUGUUACCUGAAUAAAUAAGUGAGAUUGUUAACUGACUAAAUAGGUGAGAUUGUUAACUGAAUAAAUAUGUGUGAUUUGUUAACUGAAUAAAUAGGUGAGAUUGUAAACUGAAUAAAUCAGUGAGAUUGUUAACUGACUAAAUCAGUGAGAUUGUUAACUGACUAAAUAGGUGAGAUUGUUAACUGAAUAAAUAAGUGAGAUUGUUAACUGACUAAAUAGGUGAGAUUAUGUAGCUGACUAAUAAGGUGAGAUUGUUAACUGACUAAAUAGGUGAGAUUGUUAACUGAAUAAAUAAGUGAGAUUGUUAACUGACUAAAUAGGUGAGAUUAUGUAGCUGACUAAAUCAGUGAGAUUAAGUAGCUGACUAAAUCAGUGAGAUUAUGUAGCUGACGAAAUCAGUGAGAUUAAGUAGCUGACUAAAUCAGUGAGAUUAUGUAGCUGACGAAAUCAGUUAGAUUAAGCGGCUGACUUAAUCAGUGAGAUUAUGUAACUGACUAAAUCAGUGAGAUUAUGUAGCUGACCAAAUCAGUGAGAUUAAGUAGCUGACUAAAUAUUAUGGGAAGAUCUUCAUUCAUGAACAUGGCUCCUGGACAAGGGGAACAUUUCAUAGCCCAGGGGUGGCCAAAACAAAAGACCUCGCAGGCCACUUUGAUAGCAAGCCACUUUGAUAGCAGGCCACUUUGAUAGCAGGCCACUUUGAUAGCGCAUGACUUUUAAUGUUACACAAAAUAUUAAAAUAAAAAUAGAAAUGUUAAACUAUUCCUAAUGCACAUAACGAAAUGCUAAAUAACAGAAAGGAGCCAAACUCAUUUGACGUCAUUCAUCUUUUUUCUCACAUCUCCUUAAAACUGAUUUCUUUGUCGAUUUGACAAAUAAGCUUAUUUGAGAUUAUUCAGGCUGCAAUAUAUGAUAUUGGCCAGCCCUUUUCUAGCCAGUUUUCUAGCCAGUCCCUGGCAUUUUUUCUCAUUUUUUCUGUCUUAUGUGAUAGGUUUUUUGAAAACAUGAAUCGAAUGAGUACACAACUUUAAUGUAGCUUUAAUUAAAUAUUUUUUAAUACCUUUCACAAGAACACUUAAAGUAAUACAAAAAAAAGCUACAUUAAAUAUGGUUAAUAAUAAAUUUAUGAAUGACCUAACAUCAUAGUCACUUAUAGAUACCAUAUAUCCAUUGGUAUGCCUGUCCUGUGCCCUAGUUUAAACUCAAAGGCAGGACUCGUGGUCUCUGACCAAGUUACCUGUUUUGUUUAAUACACCCGGUUAUAUGUAGUAAUAUUCCCUGAGCAUGAUAAAACAAUAGUGUUAGAAAAUAGAAUGACUAAAACAAUUAAUUAUUCUUGGCAAUGUAAAUUCCAGAGAAAAAUCUACAUGUGUCUUGAACAACAGUUUUCAACAUCAAACUCUAACAUCUUUCAAGUAGCAGAAAUCUAAUCAUGCCACAUCUAAUCUCCCCACAUAUAAUCUCUAUAUAUCUAAUCUCCCCACAUCUCAUCUCCCCACUUCUCAUCUCUCUACAUCUCAUCUCCCCACAUCUUAUCUCUCCACAUCUAAGCUCCUCACAUCUAAUCUCCCCCCAACAUGUCCUCAGUUGGCCUUUGGUGCAGCUUUCAGCAAUAGCACCUCACAAGCUCAGGAGAGAUACAAAGCCCACGGCCGACCCAUCCUGUUUGAGGAUGAUGUGGUUUACAGCAACGGCUUCACGUGGACCAACACACCUCUCAAGAUGACAGAGGACGAUGCGGGUCUCCACGUGCAGUCCAUCGCCCUGAACAUCCCUGUCCACAGCAUCAUCUACCCUGGCAACUUCUACUGUAAACUCUUGUCUCCGUACAGAGCCAUGGAGUGGAUCAACGUCGACUCACUCAGGGCUCACAAACCUUCCAGGUCGUUCUGGUCGUUGCUGGGCUUACUGAACUCCUAGGAACUAAACACACCGGGUGAAAUGGACAGUUUACAUCAAGACAUAGACAGUUCACAUCAAGACAUAGACAGUUCACAUCAAGACAUAGACAGUUCACAUCAAGACAUAGACAGUUCACAUCAAGACAUAGACAGUUCACAUCAAGACAUAGA
Messenger RNA from Lymnaea stagnalis (great pond snail), 7176 nucleotides. The record is from the annotation of a GenBank genome assembly. Lineage: Eukaryota; Metazoa; Mollusca; Gastropoda; Lymnaeidae.